This is a messenger RNA of Boeremia exigua, 1185 nucleotides long. Its product is annotated as putative methyltransferase-domain-containing protein. NCBI's taxonomy places the organism in Eukaryota, Fungi, Ascomycota, Dothideomycetes, Pleosporales, Didymellaceae. The transcript has a single exon. The record is from RefSeq and is a predicted model, not a curated record. Bases 1 to 1185 code for a protein of 394 amino acids.
AUGGCCACCUGCCAUACAGGCCCUUGCCUGCCGCCCUCAAGUAGCCUGCCCCCUGUCCGCUCUCUGAUCAACGCAAGCGAACAGAGUAUCAAGUCGUCCCUCCGCGGCCUCCAGACCCUGUACUGCCCGCUCCGUUUACCGGUCCUGCCGAAGCCUAGUGCCCGGCGCAAGGACCUUUCCGUAGCGUCUGGCGUUUCCACACCCGUACCAGUAGAUUCCGGAUACGUGUCGCAGGACGAAGACGAGGAUGAUGAAGCAGCUGCCGAGGAGGUGACAGCAUCAAUCCGCGCCGAUCCCUUCGAGCGCACUUUUGCUACGAGAUGGCUCACAUCUUUGAUUUCGCGAGUAGAAGAGAUGGACUUCAGUGAAGACGCCCGAAACCAAAUAGUCGACGACGCCGCAUUCAUCCUGUCUUCCUUCUCCGACUCCACCAACGACGAAGCUGAAGAAGCCCUCACCCGCGCCUUCUCCUUCCCCACCGCCCACGGCGCCCCCGUCGAGGUCACCCUCAACGACGCGCCCCUGACCGGCGCCGACCACACCGACGUCGGCCUGCAGUCCUGGGGCGCCAGCAUCGUGCUCAGCAGCAUGCUCUGCGCCUCGCCCGCGCGCUUCAACCUGACCCCAACCGCCCUCGCCCCCCGCCCAACCAUCAUCGAACUCGGCGCCGGCACAGGCCUCGUCAGCCUAACCCUCGCCAAGCUGCUGCCCACACUUGAUAUCCACCCCGCCAGCAUCUCCGCAACCGACUACCACCCCACCGUCCUCGCCAACCUGCAGCACAACAUCUCCACCAACUUCCCCCCUGGCGCCAGCGUCACCACGCCCCUCAGCGCCACCGCCCUCGACUGGUCUCUCCCGCCCCCCGACCUCGCAGCGUCCGCGCACCUCCUAAUCGCCGCCGACGUCGUCUACGCGCCGCAGCACGCCGCGUGGCUGCGCGACUGCGCCGCGCACCUCGCCACGCCCGACGGCGUGUUCUGGCUCAUUGUGACGAUCCGGCACAACGGCAAGUUCGAGGGCAUUCCGGAGACGGUGGAGGAUGCGUUUGCGGGGCCGGUGUGUCCAAGGGAUGGGGCGGGGCGGUCGUUUGGGAUUCUAGAGCGCUGGGGGGUGGAGAAGCGGAGGGGGGUUGGGAGGGGGGAUGAGGUGGGGUAUACGGUGUAUAGGAUUGGGUGGGCGUAG